Messenger RNA from Populus trichocarpa (black cottonwood), 10783 nucleotides. Its product is annotated as chromatin structure-remodeling complex protein SYD. Lineage: Eukaryota; Viridiplantae; Streptophyta; Magnoliopsida; Malpighiales; Salicaceae. Gene Ontology annotation, biological process: positive regulation of transcription by RNA polymerase II. Gene Ontology annotation, cellular component: nucleus. The record is from RefSeq and is a predicted model, not a curated record. Gene Ontology annotation, molecular function: histone binding; ATP-dependent chromatin remodeler activity; DNA binding. The coding region runs from base 174 to 10496 and encodes 3440 amino acids. The transcript is spliced from 35 exons.
AGGGCUCGGUUACUAAUUGCAGAAGGAACUCCCCCAUUGCCUAUUGAGGGUUUUAUUUACUUCAACAUUUGAGAGAAAGCACCUACCUCUCUAUGUGGAUCACACUCUGCUGUUAUCAUUCCCUGCAAUUCCCUACUCGUAUUCGACUUUCUGAUUUUUGAAGCUGAAAUGAGAUGACGUCUUCACAAUCUUCACAAAAUGUGGAGUUCGAAGCGGCGAAGUUUCUUCACAAACUCAUUCAAGAUUCUAAAGAUGAGCCGGCAAAACUGGCUACAAAACUCUACGUGAUAUUGCAACACAUGAAAUCAAGCGGGAAGGAACAUUCAAUGCCGUAUCAAGUAAUAUCAAGGGCCAUGGAGACUGUCAUCAAUCAACAUGGUCUUGAUAUUGAAGCUUUGAGGUCAUCACGCCUUCCAUUGACCAGUGGAACUCAAAUGGGGGAUUCUUCGACUGCACAAUAUGGAGGAUCUUCACAGGCAGUUGGAGUUGGGAAAGACUCUAAAGCAGGAUCGGCUGAAAAUGAGAUAUCCAAAAUCGACACCUUUGCUUCCAGCAGGCCUCCUGUUGGCCCAGGCACUGCAGGCCAUGAUUACUACCAAGGAUCUGGAACUCAAAGGAGCAGUCAGUCAUUUGAUCAUGAAAGUCCUUCUAGUUUGGACACCAGGUCUGCCAAUUCACAAUCCCAAGAAAGAGGAGUGAAUCAAAAAGAUGGUAAAAAGGCUGCUGCUAAGAGGAAGAGGGUUGAUUCAUCUCUGCACUCAGAAAUGCAUGGCGACAACCCCCAGCAACUUAAUCCACGCAAUACCAUAGUCAAUCCAAGGAGGGGGAAAAUGAACAAGGUUGACUCUCCAGGGGGUUAUCCAGUUAGAGGUGGUGAAAAUACCAGCUUUAACAAGGUUCCCAAUAGUGGCCAGCUGGAAGUUUCGUCUUCUUUUGUGUCCGCAGGACAACAGCAAGGGGGCUCUCUUCCAUCUGCACAUGAAAGUCUCACUUCUAGGGGGAUGUGGAAUCAAAAUAAAGCUGGGUUACCCCUUGAAAGAUCCCAUAUUCCGAGGUUCUCUUCUAAUGCUGUUUCUGGCAAUACAACGGCAGAAAUUCAAUUGCAGCAGUCAGCAAUUUCAUCUCUUGGAUCAAGUGCUUUUAGCAAGGUUCAUGGAGGGAUGCCUGUCACUUCGAAUCCAACAGGGCCCAUGGGGGAGCUAGGAUUUGCAGGUCCAGUUCAAUACAGUAGUUCUGAACAUCAGAAACAUGGACUGACAAAGGGUGCUGUAGCUAGUUCUGCCGAGAAAACAUCAGAAGGCCACUUUUUUGCUGCUAACCGAGUGGAUGACUUUCCAACUUCACUUUCAACUGGAAAGAUUUUAGAAAAUGGAGGCAGUUCGAACAUGUUUGCAGAGGCAAGUAAAAUUGUCCAGGGUGGCAGGCAAACUAGUAAUUCAGAACUGACAAUGAUUAGAUCAACAUCCCCUAGAGAUGUGGGAAAAUCUCCUGUUUUCCAGGGUUCUGCCUUGUCUGGCAUGCCUUUCAAUGAACAGCAGCUGAGACAACUCAGAGCUCAGUGCCUUGUCUUUUUAGCAUUCAGAAAUGAUUUGAUGCCAAAGAAACUUCAUCUGGACAUAGCACUUGGAAAUGCCGUUUCUAAAGAUGGUGGCACUUUGGAUGGUCCUCGGAAAGAGCUGAUUGAUUAUAAAGGAAAGGCACAAUCUUCUAAUGAGUCGACCAGCAUUCCUGAGGUUUUAAUGUCAUGUGGAAGGCUGAAUAAUGCAAAGGAAUCUGAUAAAGUGCUUCCAGGUUCUGGGGCAAGAUUCGUGGAUGGAAACUAUGUCCCCAAAGAAGCUGAUACACUGAAAAUGGUGGAGGACCCGCCUUCUGUCCCCUUGAUUCUUGCAGAUGAAAGGAAAUAUCUACUCUCCACAAGAAAACCGGAUGCUGAAAUGCAAAGCCAAGAAGCAGUGGAAUCACAGGGAUUUUUCCCUUCUGCAAUGCAGCAGCCUGAUUCAGCAAGUGGUGGUUUACUCUUGAGUAACCCUGUGGACGGCAUGGACAACACCUGUCUGCAUGUUGGAAAAACUGACCAUGCUUCUUCAACAUCAUUUGUAAAUAAGCAGGCAAACCUUGAGGCAGUUAGCUGGACUGGCAUUGGCAAUCAAUCCCUUCCAUUUCGCUCUGUUCAGCUUGGGUUGGUUCCAGACAGAAAAGAUAAUGCUUCUAGUCAGUUUCACAGUCUUGGCAACAGUAUUGCUUCAGAUGAUUCAAGGUUAUCCGAAUUUCAAACAAGAUACGCUCCAGAUGGGUACAAGGUUGUUCCAGUUGAUGUUUCAUUAAGAAAUGGCAUCUCUUUUACAACAGAACAAGAUGAUGAAGAUAAGUCAGCUUCUACUGAUUCACAACCUUCUCCAAAGUACACCAUGUCAGAGAAAUGGAUUAUGGAUCAUCAGAGGAAGAAACUUUUAACUGAGCAAAAUUGGGUUCUAAAACAGCAGAGAACAAAACAAAGAAUCUCUACUUGUUUUUACAAGUUAAAGGAAACUGUUAGCUUUUCCAAAGACAUAUCUGCAAAAACGAAAAGUGUAAUAGAAUUGAAAAAGCUUCAGCUAUUGGAGCUUCAACGCCGUCUAAGAAGUGAUUUUCUCAAUGAUUUUUUUAAGCCUAUCACAAAUGACAUGGAUCGAUUGAAAUCAUGCAAGAAACAUAAGCACGGCAGGAGGAUCAGACAACUUGAAAAGUACGAGCAGAAAAUGAAGGAAGAACGACAAAAGAGGAUACGUGAAAGGCAGAAGGAGUUCUUUGAUGAGAUAGAAGUUCACAAGGAAAGACUGGAUGAUGUGUUUAAGAUUAAGAGAGAACGCUGGAAAGGUUUCAAUAAAUAUGUCAAAGAGUUCCAUAAAAGGAAGGAGCGUAUUCAUCGGGAGAAGAUUGACAGAAUCCAGCGUGAGAAGAUUAAUUUAUUGAAAAUCAAUGAUGUUGAGGGGUAUCUGCGAAUGGUGCAGGAUGCAAAAUCAGACCGUGUUAAGCAACUACUGAAAGAGACGGAGAAGUAUCUUCAAAAGCUGGGAUCCAAGCUACAGGAAGCAAAGUCUAUGGCAAGCAGAUUUGAGAAUGAUAUGGACGAGUCACGAACUGCUACUGUUGUUGAGAAGAAUGAAACAGCUGCUGAGAAUGAAGAUGAAAGCGACCAGGCCAAGCAUUACAUGGAAAGCAAUGAGAAGUACUAUUUGAUGGCUCAUAGUGUAAAAGAAAGCAUUGCAGAACAGCCAACUUGUCUCCAGGGCGGAAAAUUAAGGGAGUACCAAAUGAAUGGACUAAGGUGGUUGGUUUCAUUAUACAACAAUCAUUUGAAUGGCAUUCUUGCUGAUGAAAUGGGUCUUGGGAAAACUGUUCAGGUUAUUUCUCUAAUAUGCUACCUGAUGGAAACAAAAAAUGAUAGAGGGCCUUUCUUGGUGGUUGUACCUUCUUCAGUUUUACCUGGCUGGGAGACUGAAAUCAAUUUCUGGGCACCUGGAAUCCUUCGAAUUAUCUAUUCCGGGCCUCCAGAGGAGAGGCGCAGGCUAUUUAAGGAAAAGAUUGUGCAUCAGAAAUUCAAUGUCCUUUUGACGACUUAUGAAUAUCUGAUGAACAAGCAUGAUAGACCGAAACUGAGCAAGAUACAUUGGCACUAUAUAAUAAUUGAUGAAGGCCAUCGCAUAAAGAAUGCUUCUUGCAAAUUGAAUGCUGAAUUGAAGCAUUAUCAGAGCUCCCACAGGUUGUUGUUAACUGGAACACCACUACAGAACAAUCUUGAGGAAUUGUGGGCACUGCUCAACUUUUUGCUACCUAACAUAUUUAAUUCAUCAGAAGACUUUUCUCAGUGGUUCAACAAACCGUUUGAGAGUAAUGGUGAUAAUUCAGCCGAUGAAGCCUUACUUUCUGAGGAAGAAAAUUUGUUGAUUAUAAACCGUCUCCACCAAGUUCUUCGACCAUUUGUACUUCGGAGACUGAAACACAAGGUUGAGAAUGAGCUGCCCGAAAAGAUUGAGAGACUUGUUAGGUGUGAGGCUUCUGCAUAUCAGAAGCUUCUAAUGAAAAGGGUGGAAGACAAUCUUGGCUCAAUUGGAAAUCCAAAGGCUCGAUCAGUGCACAACUCAGUCAUGGAGCUUCGUAACAUAUGCAAUCACCCAUAUCUGAGCCAGCUUCAUGCAGAUGAGGUUGAUACUUUGAUACCUAAGCAUUUUCUGCCACCAAUUAUUAGACUUUGUGGAAAGCUUGAGAUGCUAGACCGAUUGCUACCCAAACUGAAAGCAACAGACCAUCGGGUUCUUUUCUUUUCCACAAUGACUAGGCUGCUUGAUGUCAUGGAGGAGUAUCUUACCUGGAAACAGUAUCGAUACCUUCGCUUGGAUGGUCAUACUUCUGGAGGUGACCGUGGUUCACUCAUUGACAGUUUUAACCAACAAGAUUCUCCAUAUUUUAUUUUCUUGCUGAGCAUUCGGGCUGGUGGUGUUGGAGUGAACCUUCAAGCUGCUGAUACUGUGAUCAUAUUUGACACUGAUUGGAAUCCUCAGGUUGAUCUCCAAGCACAAGCAAGGGCUCAUAGGAUUGGCCAGAAGAGGGAGGUGCUGGUUCUUCGAUUUGAAACAGUCCAAACUGUUGAAGAACAAGUCAGAGCUUCAGCUGAGCAUAAACUGGGAGUUGCUAAUCAGAGUAUUACUGCUGGUUUCUUUGACAACAAUACAAGUGCAGAAGAUAGAAGGGAAUACUUGGAGUCCCUCCUGCGAGAAUGCAAGAAAGAGGAGGCUGCCCCUGUAUUAGAUGAUGAUGCUCUAAAUGAUCUCUUAGCUCGCAGUGAAUCAGAGAUUGAUGUAUUUGAAUCAGUUGACAAACAAAGGCAGGCAAAAGAGAUGGCAACAUGGAAGAAUUUGUUAUUGGGACAAGGGAUGGAUGCUUUGGAACAUCAACCUCCUUUGCCUUCACGCCUUGUAACAGAUGAUGACCUGAAAGCAUUCUAUAAAGCAAUGAAUUUGUAUGAUGUGCCUAAGGCUGGGGUAGAAUCCAAUGCAGGAGUGAAGCGGAAGGGGCAGUCUCUCGGGGGCCUUGAUACUCAGCAUUAUGGAAGGGGAAAGCGAGCUAGAGAGGUACGCUCUUAUGAAGAGCAAUGGACAGAAGAGGAAUUUGAGAAGAUGUGUGAGGCUGAAUCUCCCGAUUCUCCCAUGAGGAAAGAAGAAACAGGAGAGAGGAACUUGCUGAAAGAUGCUAGUGGAUCUUUAUUGGCUAUUGGUAGCUCAGAACCUCAAGCUCCACCACAACUGCCCCGGCCACCACCAUCUGUGGAGCCUCCCCCCCCGCCGCCAUCUGUGGAGCCUCUCCCUCCGCCGCCAUCUGUGGAGCCUCUCCCUCCGCCGCCAUCUGCGGAGCCUCUCCCUCCGCCGCCAUCUGCGGAGCCUCUCCCUCCGCCGCCAUCUGCGGAGCCUCUCCCUCCGCCGCCAUCUGUGGGGCCUCUCUCUCUGCAGCAGAGCAAAGAGGUAACGCCAUCAAAACGGGGGCGUGGAAGGCCAAGAAGAGUAACUUUAGAUAAAGCUCCAGUUGCAAUGGCACUCUCAGUACCUCUUGGAACUGGCAAAGUCGAUACAGAGUUACAGAAAGGAAUGGAGUCUUGCUCCUCAAAAACCUCUGCUCCUGAUUCUUCUCCUGUUCCUAAUUUAGGAAGUAAUAGUAGAGGCACACCUCAUUCAGGAUCAGGGAUUUCGCCCUGUACACAACCAAUUACUCCAGUUUCUGUUACACUUGGCACACAAACUACACCUGCUUCCCUUUCCAUGCCAUUGCAAUCAAGAGGUCGAGGUCGGAAGGUUCAAGGUGGAGUUCAAACACCCCGGCGCAGAGGAAAGAAUCAGGUGGCAAUUUCAUCCACUCCUGCAAGUUCAGCUGUUCCUGAUCCAAAUAUAAAUGAUCAAUCAGUGAAUGUAUCUGUCAAUCCAUCAAUUAUUGCCAUGGGUGGAACUGUUUCUAGUGCUCCCAUGUCACAGCAUCCUAGUAAUUUACCUGGUUCUGCUGCUGCGGAGGGUACUAAUGCAACCACUCAUCAUUCUGGGCCUGGGACUACUUUGGAUUCUGAACCAAAACCUCCCAACCCUUCCAUCUCCCCUAUCAUUCAAUCCAUUGCUCCUAGUCCUUCAGUUCCUAUGCAAGUUAAAGGGCAAAACCAGAAGACUCAAAGUGGCACUGGAACACCUCGACGCAGAGGAAGGAAAGAGGUGCCAGUAUCACCUUCUGUUCCAGAUGUUUCAGAUGGUCAGCUUUCAAAAUCCAAUCCAACACUUUCACAGGAUAAAUCUGGGGAAUCAUCAGGAAGCAAAGCUAUUUUCACGAUGAGUAACCAACAAAAUGAUGCUCUGGAAAGGGAUGUUAACCAGGAGCAACUGUCCAGAGAAGCUGGCCAGGACCAAAAAGCAACUGAGCAUUCAGAUGAUGUAGCCCAGCAUAGGCAACCUGCCAGCUCUCCCACAACACAUGAUGGUAUUACCAGAUCUAUGGCUUGUGCAGGCUCUUCUGGACAAAUACGUGGUGCUGAUAUGCAAGAUGUAGUUUCUGUGACAAAGGAGGUUUCAGCAGAGAAUAGCUCUUUGAAAGCUAAAGUAGGUGAAGUUUCCAGGAAUGAAGGUGGAGCUAUCCUGUCUACACCUCUGCUAAGUAACCUCUUUCUAGAGGUGGUCCAUAAUCAAAGCUCAGAGGAUAAACCUUCCCCAGUAGUUUGUCCUCCAACAGAGUCAUUACUGGGUUCUGCCACUGUAGAAAGUGUUGGCAAAACUGUGCAUCAGCUUACUCCAAAGAUUGCUUCUUGCUCUCAGGAAAUUUCAUCUUAUCCUUCUGUUACUCCAAUCUUUCAAUCUAAUACUCCUGAAGCAAUGCAAGUUAAAAGGCAAGGUCGUAAAGCUCCUACCAGAGUGGAAACACCAAGGCGAAGAGGAAAGAAACAGGGUUCAGUUUCACUUGCUGUGGAUGCUUCAGUUGAUCAGGAUCCCAUUAUAAAUGCUCAAACGCAAAAUAAGUCUAGAGAUUCAUUAGGGGGGAUGGCCAUGUCCUUGAGGAGCGGGCAAGGGAAUGAUUUCAAGGAGUUGAAGAAUGUGGUUCAGGAAGCAUGUGUUCCCAGUGGUUUAGUUGGUCAAGAUCCAAAAAGGAAAGAAGCUAGUGGGAUUCCAGCUUUUGGCCAAAUUCAGACCUCUGAUGUAACUGAUGUUGCUCGUGUGAUGAAGGAGAUAUUUUCCGAGACUUGCUCUUCGAAAACUAAAAGUGGUGACUAUUCUGGAGUUGAAGUUAGAAGUGCCCCUGUAUCAAGUAAGAUGUCUGUGGAGGUGGCAAAAGACCGAAGCUCGGAUUGUAAAGCACUUUCAGCUGUGUCAGUUUUAGAAGCAGAAGCUCCAGUUAUGAGGAGUUCAAUUGAUGAUUCUAAACAGUCUGGGUCUGGAGAUGGUGUCAAAAUGGAAGGGGAUAAUGCUUCAGAAGCAGAAGCUCCAGUUAUGGGGAGUUCAAUUGAUGAUUCUAAACAGUCUGGGUCUGGAGAUGGUGUCAAAAUGGAAGGGGAUAAUGCUUCUGAUUUGGCCAAGGCUCAUAUUUCAGAAAUUGAUGUCUCUACUAUAGAAAACAAUACCAGCCAUGGCCCCAUUGAAAAAAUGACAGACACAAUACAGGCUUCAACCAAAAACCCAAUCACAGGGAGUUAUAUUAAGGUCAAUCAUUCAGUUUUUGAUGCUUGUGAAAUGGACAAUAUUCCUUCUCUGGGAUCUGCUCAUGAAGGUCUUCUCGGUGAUGGUGGCGAUCCUCCUAUGGUCACCCAAUCUGUUUCAGAUGUAAUGGAACAUCCUGGGAGUGACUCUGGAAACAGAACAGAGGCUUCAAAAGCAUCUCCUAGGUCUUCUCCAGAUGUUGUUAGGCUAGGCAACACUACACUUUCUGUGAAACCUGAUGGUAUUGAUUAUCAUUCCAAAGGGACAGUUACUCUUAUUGCAGAUCAUUCAGAUGCAAGAAAUAUCCAUAGUGUAGCUGAUGGUGUAUCUAUAAGUAGUAAUAAGCCUUCUCCAAAAGAGUCCCUAGAAUCUUCUCUUGAAACCAGAAACGUUGAAGCUCAAACUCAAACUCAAUCGGGGAUUGACAAAACCAAGGUCAAGGGUGAGGAGGUCUGCAAUAUGCAAAUUGACCCCCCUGUAUCAGAGGCCUCUUCACUUAAGUAUCUAUCUUCUUCCAAUGAGCAAGAGCUAAACAGUUCUGCAGCUGGAGCCAGUCAUGAAAAGGAUGUUUCUCAGUGUGGAGGGGUUAUGCCACAAGAUAUUUCAGAAAAUUCUCUUCCAGUGAGAGAAGAAGAAAAUGCUGAUGGCUCAUGUGAGAAUGGUCUCAUUGGAAGAUCAGCAGUAAUGGAGGAGCCACUCAAAUCUGAAGCAGGUAAUGAAGCAGAAGCCUCUCAGGUUGGUGCGGUUGUGCUAAAAGAUUUUUCAGAAAAUACUGAUGGCUCAUGUGAGAAUGGUCUCGUUGGAAGCUCAGCAGUAAUGGAGGAGCCACACAAAACUGAAGCAGGUAAUGAAGCAGAAGCCUCUCAGGUUGGUGCGGUUGUGCUAAAAGAUUUUUCAGAAAAUACCGAUGGCUCAUGUGAGAAUGGUCUCGUUGGAAGCUCAGCAGUAAUGGAGGAGCCACACAAAACUGAAGCAGGUAAUGAAGCAGAACAGGUUGGUGCGGUUGUGCUAAAAGAUUUUUCAGAAAAUACCGAUGGCUCAUGUGAGAAUGGUCUCGUUGGAAGCUCAGCAGUAAUGGAGGAGCCACACAAAACUGAAGCAGGUAAUGAAGCAGAAGCCUCUCAGGUUGGUGCGGUUGUGCUAAAAGAUUUUUCAGAAAAUACUGAUGGCUCAUGUGAGAAUGGUCUCGUUGGAAGCUCAGCAGUAAUGGAGGAGCCACACAAAACUGAAGCAGGUAAUGAAGCAGAAGCCUCUCAGGUUGGUGUGGUUGUGCCAAAAGAUUUUUCAGAAAACACGGUUCUACCCUCAUCUCCACUGGUAGGAGAGGAAGAGAAGGACAGUAGAUCAUUUGAUCAAGGUUUAGCUGGCAGCUCAAUAGAACCAGAAAUGUCAUCUGUGGCCCAACUGACCAGUAAAAAGGAUGUAUCCAAUGCUGAUGUCAUUGUUUCAGAAAUUACACCGGAACACACAGUUCUACCCCAAUCUUCCUUGGAAGCAGAAGAAAACUUCAAAGGCAGUUUGGAGAAUGAUUUAGCUUGCCAUCCAGUGGUGCCAGGGGAAGAAAAAGGAUCCGAAGCUGAAAUUGAUGAUCAGAUGGGCAUACUGAAGGUGUUUGAAAGUGCACCAGAAAUUUUGGAUCCCCAACCAUCUUCUCUGGUACUAGAGGAAGAAGAGCAGGUUAAGGGCUCAUCCGAGAAUGGUGCACCUUGUCACUCAGUAAUACUACAAAAAUCAGGAGGGUUAGAAGCUGAAGCAGGUGAGCAACUAGAUGCAUCUCAUGCCGAUACUUUAGUACCAGAAAAUGCAUCAGAGAACAUGGUUUCACCAAGAUCAUCCUUAGCUUCAGAGGCACCAAUGGUUGAGGGCUCGUUGGAGAAGGAUACAUUUGUCUCCUCAGUAGUAUUGGAGGCAUCUAAAGGCUCCGCAACUAACGAGGAUCAAGCAAUUCCGUCCCAAGUAGAUGGAAUUAUGCCUGAAACUAAUGUGGGCCUGCCCUCAUCUUUUAUAGGGAUGCAGGAAUCUGAGAUUAAGAGCUCAUCUGAGAACCACCCAGUUGACAGCUCAGUAGCUGAGAAAUUGAAAACAUCUGUGAUUGAAGAGGGAAGUCAAGGGAUAUUAUCUGAGGUGGGUGGAAUUGUGCCUGAAACUUCUUUGGUGAAUAGUGUUGUGCCAUCUUCCUCUGAAACAGCUGUAGAAAAUGUUAAUUGCUUGUCUGAGAAAAGCUCUCAUAGCAUCUUGCUUGCUCUAGAGGAACCAAAACAGUUUGAAACUGAAAAUAGCAACCAAAUUGUUGUAUGUGAGCCUAUGACUGGGCCUGAAGAUUCUUUGGAUAACAUGUGCCAGCCUUCAUGUUCUCUCUCAAUGGAUGCGGACAAGGUUGAGGGCUAUUCUGAGAAGAGUCCUUGUGGCAUUGCAGUACAAGUGAAGGGAUCAAAAGGGGCUGAAAUAGAAAAUGUUGAAUCCCAUGUUGCUAGCAUGGUAUAUGAAAGUCAAGUGGUUGGUACCGAGUCUGAACAUACCCAGGUUGGUAGCAUUGGACCAGAAGAUACAUUUGGAAACACAGACAAAUCCUCAUCUUCCUUAGGGAUGCAGGAAGAUACAAUUGGGGGCUCAUCUCAGAAUAUUCGAGGGGAAUCAAAUAGGUCGGAAGCUGAAACAGAUGAUCAAACUCAGUGUGGUGAGAUGGCUAUAACGAACAUGUCAGAAAACUCAGCGCAGCCUUCAUCUCCCCUCGUGGAGGAAAAGGCAGAUGUCUUAUCAGCAAAAGAUCCAAAAGUAUCCGAUGUUGGUGAGUAAGCCUGUCGUUGGGUUGAACUGUGCCAUGAAAGCACAGUGGGAAGAUUUGAGGGCUAAUUUGGCAAGGACCCAGCUGGGAGGUCAGUGGCACUGGAGGAACCACAAGGAUCUGUAGCUUUCCAGGUAUUUAUGAAGCAAUAUUGUUUUGUUGUACAGCUAUACCGUAAUAUCCUGAUAUAUAAUAUUUAAGCUUACUGUAUGAGGGCUGACAGUCUGAACUGACACACCUGAGAUAAUCAAGUAUUGUAUUGCCCUGUACAAGUAAUCUGAUUUAUGGUUGUCUCUAA